Messenger RNA from Panicum virgatum (switchgrass), 3833 nucleotides. Its product is annotated as putative pentatricopeptide repeat-containing protein At3g49142. Lineage: Eukaryota; Viridiplantae; Streptophyta; Magnoliopsida; Poales; Poaceae. Gene Ontology annotation, molecular function: zinc ion binding; RNA binding; protein binding. The transcript is spliced from 3 exons. The record is from RefSeq and is a predicted model, not a curated record. Gene Ontology annotation, biological process: RNA modification. The coding region runs from base 53 to 2056 and encodes 667 amino acids.
GAUCAAAAAUUGCUGCCCCGCGCGCGCGGCGCCCCGCGUCAGAGACGAUCCGAUGCCCGGGUCGCGGAGCCACCUGCCCGCGACCGGCGACGCCGACGCCCUCCUCCGCCUCGUGGCCGCCUGCCGCGCGCCCGCUCACCUCGCCUCCCUCCGCGCCGCGCACGCGCGCCUCCUCCUGCUGCUCCACCCUUCCCACCCCUCCGCCGCACCGGCCCGCGUCAAGCUCAUCCAGGCCUACGCCGCCUGCUCCGCGCUCCCCGCGGCCCACGCCGUGCUCAACUCUCUCUGCUCCCCCGAUCGCGGCGCCGCCGCCACCAUCUGCUUCAACGUCCUCAUCCGCGCGCUCACCGCCGCCUCGCUCCACCGCGACGCGCUCCGCCUUUUCGCCUCCAUGCGGCCGCGGGGCUCCGCCUGCUUCCCCGACCACUACACCUACCCGCUCGUGCUCAAGUCGUGCGCGGCGUCGAAGGACCUCCAACUCGGCCUCCAGAUCCACUCCGCCGUCGCCAAGCUCGGCCUCGACGCGAACCGCUACGUGGCGCACUCCGCGAUCAGCAUGUACGCGCGGUGCGGCUGCCCGGAGGACGCGCACAGGGUGUUCGACGGAAUGCAGAACCGGGAUGUCGUCUCCUGGAACGCCAUGAUCUCUGGGUUCGCGCGUGUGGGAUUGUUCGAACGUGCUGUGGAUGUUUUCAAGGAGUUUGUAGCGCUGCCGUAUUCAAUCCCCGAUGCCGGCACAAUAGCAAGCAUCUUGCCAGCUAUGGGGAAUGCCAAGGCAGAGGACAUAGUAUUAGUCAGGAAAGCGUUCAACGAGAUGCAGUUGAAAGAACUUAUUUCUUGGAAUGCAAUGCUCGCUAUAUAUGCUAACAAUGGGUACCAUGUUAAGGCUGUUGGACUGUUCUUGAAGAUGGAAAAGGAUGGGGUCGAACCUGAUUCAAUGACUGUGGCAACAGUUCUUCCUCCCUGUGGGGAGCUCUCAACAUUUUCGGCGGGAAAACGGAUCCACGAGAUUAUCAAAAAGAAAGGUAUGCUCCCGAACUUAUUGCUUGAAAAUGCUCUCACAGACAUGUAUGCCAGCUGUGGAAGUCUGAAGGAUGCUAGGAAUGUUUUUGAUUCCAUGAGUGCACGGGAUGUGAUAUCAUGGACUUCAAUCAUAUCUGCUUAUGGCAAGCAUGGUCAUGGAAGAGAGGCUGUUGAUCUUUUUGAGAAGAUGCUAGGACUGGGUCUGGAACCAGACUCUAUUGCCUUCGUUGCAGUUCUCGCAGCAUGCAGCCAUGCUGGCCUUUUGGAUGUUGGAAAGCGCUACUUUGAUUCCAUGACUUGCAGGUAUCACAUUACUCCAAAAGCAGAGCACUAUACUUGCAUGGUGGACCUUCUCGGCCGUGCUGGAUGUAUAGGUGAGGCAUAUGAUUUCAUCAUGACAAUGCCAAUUGAGCCAAAUGAAAGAGUCUGGGGAGCGUUAUUACAAGCUUGUCGAAUUCACUCCAAUAUGGACGUUGGGCUUGUGGCAGCAGACAGUUUGUUCAGAUUGGUACCUGAACAAACAGGAUACUAUGUGUUAUUAUCUAAUAUGUAUGCUAGGGCUGGAAGAUGGGCUGAUGUUACCUCGGUGAGAAAUGCCAUGGCAAACAAGGGUAUCAAGAAAUUGCCUGGUGCUAGCAUUGUUGAGCUAGGGGACCAGGUUCACACAUUUCAUAUUGGCGAUAGAUGUCACCCACAAUCCGAAAUGAUCUAUCAGAAAUUAGAUGAGCUAUUGGGAAGAAUCAGGGGAAUGGGUUAUAACCCAGAAGUGGAUGCUACACUUCAUGAUGUUGAAGAAGAAGAUAAGGAGCGUCACCUUUCAGUUCACAGUGAGAAAUUGGCUAUUGCAUUUCUACUCAUAAACACUAGUCCAGGGACACCUAUCAGGGUAGCGAUGAAUCUCAGAACAUGUGGUGAUUGCCAUCUUGCUGCAAAGCUUAUUUCAACUAUCACUAGUAGAGAGAUUAUCCUCAAAGAUAGUAAUAGGAUCCACCAUAUAGUACAAGGUGGUUGCUCUUGUGGGGACUACUGGUAAAGGAUUUAGGAGUAUCAUAUACUGCAUUAUUGUUGAGUCAACCGUGGCUGUUUGAAGAGAAAGGAUCUUUGCUCUUUCAAGCAUGAAGCCUCAAUUCACCUUUCUUCCUGCAUGUGCGUGCUAGAUUCAAUGGAUGAUAGUUGUCUGGACAGAAUCUGUCACAUUGCAACAUCUUGCUCACCAGAGUCAAAAGAAAACAAAAACCUAUAUAGGCAUGAGCACUUGACUUCCUCAUCUGGUUGUUCCAUGCAGCGAAAUCAAUCUAACAGAAAAACUAAACAGAAGUACCCUGUACACAAAUCAAAUAUCAGCUUUCAAUUGCUCAGCUUUUGUGAAGCAGAUGUGUAUAACAGGUGGAGCCUAGGCAUACAAGAACAUUCACAUUUGCCUGCUCGAGUGUAUUUGCCUACCAUCUUUCAACUGAACAAGAAGCGGUGGAACAGAGAUGUUCAAGAAGCAUGUAAGCAAUGGUAUGAUACUACUUUAAAGUCUGAGUCUACAUACUGUCCCAACAAAUCUAAGGAACAAGUGUCGUGGAAGCUAUUUCCCCAUAGCCCAUGCUCAGAAGCUACAUGGCUUUCUCAAAAACAGCAUUCUAAGCAGUUCUCGCUUCGCUCCCAAGAAAAGCUGUAUACAUGGCAGUCCUUUUGCGAUAAUGCAUCCUACUAGAUCGUCAGGGGAGGCAAGCAGUUCUAGGAGUGAAAACUACAAAGAUUUUUAUCAUGUUUUCUGCGCCAGGAAUCCAAGGCAUCCACUUCUUUUCCAUCGCUACUUUCUUGUCAUGAUUACAAAUCUGUUUAUUUAAGGUUUUGUUUUCAUGCCAGCUUGCAAAUUGCUUAUAUAGCAUUCCAUGGUUAAGUACUAAAAAACCACAUCAUAUCUUUUAGUAAUUUUAUUAUGUGAAUUUAUGAAAGUUACAAAAAUCAUGUUCCAUGAAUAAAUUACACAGAUUCUAUAUUUAUGAGUACUUGUCAGCAAGGCAUUUCUAAAAAAAGAAAAAGUUUUUUUUUUGGUAGCAAACUUUCUGCAAUCAUCCUUGCAUUUAUUUUAUCUUUUGGCCUUAAAACAUAUGGAGUGUAUAAUGUCUAAAAACGGGCGCAUGAAAAGGAUGGUUUGUACCAGGUCAACAAACAAAGAUAGCGUGGAAUUAAGGUGGAAAACUGGAAGCAUAUCUUUUCUUAUUUAUCAGAGGUAGGAUUUAAAGGGUACUAACCAGCAUCAUUAGUUGCAUAAAGUUUUUAAGCUCUAUUGCUGGUAUGCAGAUCACCUCCCUCCCAAACGCCCAAAGUCCAAAGAGCCAUGUUUGACGCAAAACCUCCUCGGCUCCUCGCCCGACUUCCGUUUACACUUGUUUGUAACGUCUUUUAAAAAAAUGAUCUGGACAUUAAAAUUUCAUUCUCCAGUAUAAUGAUCACGCAGCUUGAUGAGAAGGUUCCUAAACUGAUUAUCCAUUAUGAUUAUGGGAAAAAGAAGCUGGCUGUUGCAGAAGAAAUCGUUUGAUUUCCCUUGAAGGCGGCACAUACUAGCAAACAGCUUACAUGACAACACAUAGCAGGGAGGCAAUAUGGACGCGACACAGUCAAUAAAGAACGUCAAAUUGAGACCAUCGUCGUUGAUACCUUUUUUUUUCAUCAUCAAUCUUCUACAACGUGUCCGCUGUUUUAUUACACGGCCAGUUUAGCUUAUCCAGGAUCUAGGAUACACUGAAAUGCACUAUGAACUGCCAAGCUACAGAAGCAGUACAGUAUUUCAACGAGUGAAAAUGACAUUUUCGGUC